AUGCCCGAAGCCCUGCGUCUUUUGAGGAGAGAGAUAAGAUACUCUGAAGCAAAAACCGAAGAAGUUAACAUCUUACGUCGGAUUCAAUACUAUGAUCAACAAAAUGAAUUUUUUACCCGUCUCUCUAACCAUGGCAAUUGGAUGAAAGCUGUUGUAGUCCAUCAUUUAGGACUCCCGUCUCCCAAUGCUUGCCAGGUCGCUAAUGUGGAAGACUGGCUCCAUGGAAGCUUCAAUGUCUGCAUUCCAGUGACCAUCAGCGUAGAUGGUAGACGAAAGCACUCUGGUACACGCGUUCUCCUUCGGUUGCCUCUUCCAUACCGUACAGGUGAAGAGUUUCGUCCUGGGAAUUCGGACGAGAAGAUCCGGUGUGAAGCAGGAAUAUAUGCUUGGCUACAGGAAAAUUGUCCUGAUGUUCCCAUCCCUCAACUAUAUGGGUUCGCUACUUCAGAUGGACAGACUGUGUUCAAUUCCUUUUGA
This is a messenger RNA of Penicillium malachiteum, 477 nucleotides long. RefSeq lists its product as uncharacterized. The coding region runs from base 1 to 477 and encodes 158 amino acids. The transcript has a single exon. NCBI's taxonomy places the organism in Eukaryota, Fungi, Ascomycota, Eurotiomycetes, Eurotiales, Aspergillaceae. The record is from RefSeq and is a predicted model, not a curated record.